CUCUCGCAGAGUAAGCUGCACAUGGAGGGGUUCCGCAGCCUGAAGGAGGGCGAGGCAGUGGAGUUCACCUUCAAGAAGUCUGCCAAGGGGCUGGAGUCGCUGAGAGUGAUGGGGCCCGCCGGGGCCUUCUGCGUGGGCAGCGAGAGACGCCCCAAGGGCAAGAGCGUCCAGAAGCGCCGCUCCAAAGGAGACAGGUGCUAUAACUGCGGUGGGCUGGAUCACCAUGCGAAGGAGUGCAAGCUCCCCCCGCAGCCCAAGAAGUGCCACUUCUGCCAGAGCAUCACCCACAUGGUGGCCAACUGUCCAAUCAAAGCACAACAAUCAUCGCCCAGCUCUCAGGGAAAGCCCACCUCCGUGAAGGGGGAGGAGGAAGAGCAAAGCCAAGCCCCCCUGCUGCCGGAGAGCUCAGAGUAACGUGAUGACAUCACAGUGGGGCAGGGGGCAGCUCGGAGUAGGAUAAACAGUUUCUCACGGGACCCAGAAAGGAUCAACUUCAGAGACAAUAACCUAUUGAUCUUUUUAGCUGCUUAUGGAACUACCUCAGGUUUGAAAAUAACAGCUGUUUUAGGUGCUGUUUUAAGGUGUAACAGUCAGUAUAAGGUUUUCUUC
This is a messenger RNA of Polyodon spathula (Mississippi paddlefish), 609 nucleotides long. RefSeq names its product lin-28 homolog Aa (gene lin28aa). The transcript has 2 exons. Lineage: Eukaryota; Metazoa; Chordata; Actinopteri; Acipenseriformes; Polyodontidae. Gene Ontology annotation, molecular function: nucleic acid binding; zinc ion binding. The record is from RefSeq and is a predicted model, not a curated record. The annotation marks the transcript as partial.